Strigops habroptila (Kakapo) is the source of this 1665-nucleotide messenger RNA. RefSeq names its product chromosome 4 C16orf96 homolog (gene C4H16orf96). Bases 247 to 1413 code for a protein of 388 amino acids. The transcript has 9 exons. The record is from RefSeq and is a predicted model, not a curated record. Lineage: Eukaryota; Metazoa; Chordata; Aves; Psittaciformes; Psittacidae.
UCCCCAAACCACUGCAGCCCCCAUGUCCCUCUGCCUCGCUCCCAGCCACACUGGCAUGGCUUGUGGGACCGUGGUCUUUGCCCUCUAUGACAUCCCGGUGCUGGGCGAACCCGGGUCCUGGCCACAGUGUUGGAGGGGCUCUACAGCCAUUAAACAAACUUGGGUUUUUGAUGGUGGUGUGCUGGGGGCCUGCAGGAGCCAGCACUGCUGGGAGCAAAGCUUUGGUAUCUGUUUUCAGCAGAGUCAAUGACCUUGGAGGACGUUGCUGUCCGACUGGAAAAGGUGCCGAGUGAGAUAAAACACCGGCAGGAUGGAGGAGACAAGGGCCUGGAUUUUGGCAGGGAGGUGCUGGGCCAGGUGAGACAACUGCAGAAGCAGUGCACGAGGCUGCAGGAAGCUGCGGAGCGGCUGUGGGGUGACACCAAGGACACCCAGAAAGCAGACAAGGCUGCGCUGGAGACCAAAGCGAGCCAGGAGGAGCUGCAACAUGCCAUGGUCCAGCUGAGUGAGAUGAUGCAGGACCUGCUUCAGAGGAUGUCCCAGAUGGACCAGGACACGCAGAAUGCCCUAGAGAAGCUGCAUAACAAGAUGGACUCCAAGCUGGACCAUGCGGCACUGGCUCCCCUGCAGGCACAGCUGGAGCAGGUGAGGGGGCUCAUCCAGCAGUGCCUCUGCCAGGGACCCUGCAAUGCCGGCCGUGCUGCCGGCUUCAAGAGGCAGCUCUCUGGUCCAGCGAAGUGCAUCUCCUGCAACAGACACCUGGCCACGGCCCCGGCACCGCCCUUGGUGACCAUCCGAAAGGCCAGCCAGCUCCUCCAGCCCCAGCCAGCCAGCGCCUCCAACUGCCUGGCGCAGCAGCUGCCGGAGAGGGCUAGCCAGGGCCCUCGAAGUUCUGCCAGGCCACUGUCCACCUCCAGCUCCCUCAUCACCGUCUGUCCCUGCGGACACCCAGCAGACUUCAUCUGCAAGAACAGAGAAGUGGAUAUUUUGGGCAUCAAUGGGGUCAUCUACAAGGGCAGGCUGAACUCACCGGGUACCAACAGGACCGUCACCAUGGGCAAGGACUUCCCAUGUAGGGGAUUAGCCCUGGGACAUCGCAUGAGCUCUGGCCAGGCCGUACAGCCACCUGAAUGUCCCACUGUCAGCGCCUGGGAUGGUGCUGUGCCCCUCCGUGGCAAAAGCAUCAGCAGCCUCUCAUCUCCCUGUGCUAACAGUGUCUCUGCUUCUCACCUCGAAGCAAUGAAGAACCCCCAGGCCCGCACCCGGCACACCACAGAGAAGAUGGUCCGCAUCCCCAAGUAUGGCAGUCACUAUGUGUCCCCAUACUCACGUGCUGCCAUGCAGAUGAAGACAGGCUCCGCGGGGGGCCAGUGGCACACUGCCAUGGGCAGCAGCAGGACUUCAGGUGUCUGAGCUGGCCAGGGGGCUGGGAAAUGGUAUGGGGAUCUGGGGAGGGGAUGGGCACCGCCAGGGCCUCGGGGAAUGGGUGGGGGGAGUGCCACGCUGCCCUGGCAGCUGCUCACUGUAUGGGGUAACACUGCAGACCAUAAAGAUGCUGGCUCCUCCAUUGCCUCUCCUGUGCAGUUCCUAGGCUAGCGGGGCCACAUGGGACCUCCUUGGGCUCAGUGACCACAGCCAGAUGCUUUUGGGCUGUGCUAGAUGCCC